Henningerozyma blattae CBS 6284 is the source of this 1362-nucleotide messenger RNA. RefSeq names its product Dxo1p (gene DXO1). Lineage: Eukaryota; Fungi; Ascomycota; Saccharomycetes; Saccharomycetales; Saccharomycetaceae. The record is from RefSeq and is a predicted model, not a curated record. Bases 1 to 1362 code for a protein of 453 amino acids. Gene Ontology annotation, biological process: nuclear-transcribed mRNA catabolic process; NAD-cap decapping. Gene Ontology annotation, molecular function: mRNA 5'-diphosphatase activity. The transcript has a single exon. Gene Ontology annotation, cellular component: cytosol; nucleus.
AUGACGAAUUUGGAAGAUAAUUUCAGCAAAAUGUCAUUAGAUGGCAAUGACAAGAAUUCUCACAAUAUUCACAAGCUACCUGUAUGUUCUCACUCUUUGCCUGGAAAAAAAUAUCAAGGCGGUUCAAUAAGAUUUAAUUCCUUUGUUAAGCCAAGCAAAACUCACUUUUCAGAUCUUUAUAGAACCAGUAAAGAGGUUGCGACUUAUCAUCUUGGUAAUUUGAAUAUAAAUACAGAUCCUACAAUUGAACAUACAAAAGGGGUUCCAUGUCUAAAAGAUGAUAUUUGUCAAAUUGCUGGUAAGUCACUGUUAGAUUCGAAAAAAUAUAAAGCAAAAUAUAUUGGGGCAGAUCUUUUUAAAGAUUAUGAAAAAUAUCAUGCAAUGGAAAAAGAACCAUUACAUGAUCCAAUUAGUUGUUUCAAAUAUAUACAAUAUUAUGACAAGAAACAUGCUAAUGAAAAGAAGAAAUAUGGGAUGGAUAAAGAAUUUGUGAUUAUUACAUCAAGACAUCACAUUAAUGACUUAGUCUUGGCACCAUUUAAGAAAAUAUCUGAUCCAGAAGUCUCUGUACUACUAACAUAUCUGGGUGAUAAUAGAAUCUUAUUGUCUCAAGACUAUGCUCAUGAGCCUCCUGAUUGGAGGGAAAACAAACAGUUCUACAACAGUAUGAGAAAAAUUGUCAAUUCAGGGUUUGCCUUUGAAGAUUUAGUUAUUAAAGAUUACACAUCUUCGAAGUUAACACCAUCACUAGAAGAACAACAGAAAAAGGAUCCAAGCAUUACCAAUAAUUAUUUUUCGGUCGUUGAGAAUGAUAUUUCUCCAAAAUUAACGAUCUUAUUACGUUCUGAAAUGGACGGCUAUAACCCAUUAACCAAUUCUUACACUGAAUUGAAAUGUUUUACCAGGUUGAAUAUGGGUAGUCCAUUUCAUAGACAAAAACUCUUAAAGACCUGGGUUCAAAUUGGACAAUUACCAAAUUCAGAUCUAUUAGUAGGCUCAAGAGACACUCAGACAGGACUGCUGAAUGAUAUUACAUGGUUCUCCAGGGAUGAUCUAGUGACUAAAUGCGAUUCUUAUUAUUCUCCUAGAUUGAGAUUCCAUCAAAAUACUACUCCUACAAAUGCCUCAGCUUGGUACUAUCAUGUCUUAAGCGCAAUCACCUCACUGACAAGAGACUAUUUAAAGAAAACCCCCAAAGCUCCUUCAUCCGUACCCGUACCUUUCAGAUUGAUUGUAGAGAAGAAUAGAACUAUUACUUUACUGCCUUUAAAAAAAGUUCCUGCUUCUGUUCCAAUACCUGAUUUUUACUAUAAAAUAAACGUUACAGAAUCUGAGUCCUCUUCCCCUUCUACAAAACGAUAA